Messenger RNA from Aplysia californica (California sea hare), 1667 nucleotides. RefSeq lists its product as uncharacterized. The transcript is spliced from 5 exons. NCBI's taxonomy places the organism in Eukaryota, Metazoa, Mollusca, Gastropoda, Aplysiida, Aplysiidae. The record is from RefSeq and is a predicted model, not a curated record. Bases 197 to 1531 code for a protein of 444 amino acids.
GCUUUCUCUUUCGCACUCCUUUCACGUUUCCGUACAUCAAAGUUGAAAGCUGAAAACCAGUAGAGUCACAUUUUGUUGGUAUUCCUCAUUGUCCAGAAAAAAUAUAACAUUUAUGUAUAAUUCUCUUCAUGUCAGCUUUUUAAAGUAAAUACAGUACAACUUUAUUGAUAUUGUUACAUUGCGGGAUUUCCUCAACAUGUCUGACGCUGAGGCUGAGGUUGAGUCUGCAACUUCUGGCACUUCUGCAUUUGUCGAGCCAGAAGAAACAGAAACAACAAAGGCUGACGAUUUGAACGACGCUACGAACUCGAACAAUAAUAAUUUGAAUGAUGCUAAAGGCAACAGUGAUGAGGUUGAGGAAGAACGAGAACAAGAGGAAGAAGAUGCACCAAAAGAGGGCAAAGAUUCAGAUAUUGGGCCAGUGACUCUGCUUCAGGAAGGAACUGAGUUCGAUUCUUAUGAUGCUUUUCAGGUGACUCUCCAACAAUACAGUGACACAAGUUUUGCGCAGUUUGCUCGCAGUGACUCGUCAACAGUUGAAAGAUCUAAUAAUAACAGUGCAGGUGGUGCUCGGGACUACAAUCCAGAUAUAAUUUACACUCAUGUUACUUUCACCUGCGUUUACGGAGGGAAGAAGGCACCAUCCAGAUCAAAUGGAAUUCGGAAUUGCAGUUCCCGUAAAUGUGGAUGUCCAGUUCGACUACGGUUAGCAGCUACACCAGAUGGACAACGCUUAGUGAUCAAGGAGAGUAAGCUGGACUGUCAUAAUCAUGAGCUCAGUGAAGAAACUUAUCGUUUCAAAAGCCUGGAUGAGGAAACAGAACUAGAAAUCUAUAACCUAAUCAGCAUGCAUGAAAACAAACGUCUGGCCAGAAUGUUGGUGCGGGACAAGCUGGCGAAAGAGACAGGAAAGGACGUGAAGAUGAAAGAUAUCAACAAUAUUGAGAAAAGAGUCAGCAAGAGAUUAGAGAAAAUGGCAGAAAAUGGAGACAGUGCCAAGGAAGAACAGGAGUCCAUGGACGGCACUGAUGAGAAAAGGACGGACAAGUCAGAUGAAGAAGAGGAACAAGAGGGGGGCUCACAAAAAGAGACAUCUUCUAAUAAGGCGUCCCCAGCUCGACCAAAGCGGCGGAUCCGAGAGCCGAGGCGAUUCAGGGACAUGCAGGGCAGUAGAAAUUCUGCUGCAUCGGACAGCGUGGCAGCUGUGGCCUCAGGAGAUGAAGAAGAAAAAACUGUCACUGUGAAGACGCCAAGGGUUGCGUUAACACGCGUCAAGACUGAACCUGCCAGGUCGGAAACGACCCCUCACGUCGGGGAGAAGAGAGGGAGGAAGCGGAAGGUCCAAGCAGAGCCUGAGCCGGAUGUCCAAACUUCUGCGUCUGCGACGGAAGGAGACAGGAGGAGUGAAAUUCGUGAAAGGAAACUGGCUAUUCAAGAAGAGUUGCUCGUGUUAGAGAAGAAAAAGAUGAGGAUGUUGCAGGAUAUAAUGUUGAAGUUGACUCAUAUUCAGGAGAACAUGGAGAAAAGAUAGGUCUUGUUGAUUUGGUGCAGUGAUAGGUGUGGUCAGUGCAGUGUGGUGAUAGGCGUGGUCAUGAAAACUGAACCUCAAGACUGGACCAAUUAAGAGCGAUUACUUUUUUUGAAUCAUGACCUUUCUUGGCACAGCA